GAUUCAUCAAUCGUAUCACGGAGCCAGUCACAUGGUUCGAAUCACAUUCAUUAUGAGAUCAGUUAAUCGCCGGAUCGUGAAGCAGAAUUAGAGCAUUAAGGCAGGUCACGCUGAGGGAGCGGCGGAUACUUGGCCCCAACGGACCGUAAAUCUUUGAUCGCUAUCGGGAUUUGACUUGUGACGGGAGAGGAGGGGCUGGGAGGGACAAAGAAGGUAAAGUUUAUUACCGGUCAGGUAUCAAACGUUUGGCUUUGCAGGAUCAUUUACUGUUCUUUGGUUCCUUAACCUGCGUGUCCGGAGUCUAUGGUUGGGGGCAUUCGUAGGAUUUGUGGCUCUCUUGUUAUUAUCCAGGUUGUGGAUGACGGAUUAUCGUUGCCCCCUUUUCUGCGGAUGCCCGUGCGUCCUGUUUCGGAGGUAGGUUUUACGUUUUGAGAGUUGGAGGUUACAACUGGGAGCUCAUGGAAAGAGUGCUCAAGUUCUGGAGCACUGGAGUAUCGGAUUCGUUGGGCAUGUGUUGCAGGAGGUUGUUAAGGGUGUCGAGUGUGUGUGGGAGUUGAUGGAGUAGAGGACAUGGGGGAUUUUGAAUUGAAGGCGUUUUAGGGCUUGGGGCUGCUAGUCCAGGUGUUGCAGUUUGCAGUGGAGCUUUGAGGAGGAGGUGAAGAAUUGAGGGAGAGUUUACUGUUGAAGUGAUAGGAGGGAGUCUGCACUUGCAACGAUGGCUGUUGCGGCAUUCAAAUCCACGACCCGUCGACAGUGGGACAUACGGGGGGUAGAGAUUGAGCCAUACUCUUCGCUGAACACGAGCCCGACGAGACGGUCUGUGUCGCGCAAUAUCUCUCCAACGCGCCGUUCGACGUCACGUAACCCUAGUCCAACUCGCCGCUCAACGUCAAAAGCUCCAAGUCCCACACGUCGUCGUUCGACAUCCAAAGAUCCUAGUUCCACGCGCAGACGUUCAGUUUCGAAGGCUCCCAGUCCAACUCGCAGACGUGCGGUGUCCAAGGCUCCUAGUCCAACUCGCAGACGUUCGGUGUCCAAGGCCCCCAGUCCAACUCGCAGACGCGCGACGUCUAAAGCUCCCAGUCCGACUCGCAGACGCUCGACGUCCAAAGCUCCCAGUCCUACUCGUGGUCGUCGCGGAGUGUCGCGCAAUCCAAGCCCAACUCGCCGCGCCGUAUCCAAAGCUCCGAGCCCCACGCGCCGGGCCGUAUCGAGAGUUGUGAGCCCUGUGAAAGCCAGGAGGCGCUCGCCCUCGCGAAAUCCAAGUCCCACUCGCGGACGUAGAGGUGUGUCACGGGGUCCGAGUCCAACUCGGGCUGCUCGUCUGACCCAAGUCACUCCUCCAAGCACUCAAUCUCACCCCGCCAGUCCAUCAAGACGACGGGAGCCUUCUGUAGGACUUCGCUCCCGUGCCACUUCUCCCCAGAGGAGCAGCAUCGUCAGGCCUGGGGAGCGCGUCCGUCGAAGAACUACUAAUGCUGCCACUACCGACGUGCCUUAUUCACCAUUUCUUCCCGGCUCUCCUGGUGCCUCCGAUUCUUCGCUCAUUCCGACUCGUCAGAGUGGAAUUGGGUUAAGGGGAUCGUCUCGGAUGGUCCCGAGCGAUUCCGAGAGAAGUACGGUCAGGACUCUUGCGAGCGACUCUGAGAGCGAGGUAGAGCCACGGUACAUGCGGAGAGCGGAUAGGACCGGAAGCAUAAGCACUCACCGGGAUAGCUCCGAUAACGAGAGCGUUCAGUCGUCAAGAUCUACAAGGAGGAACCCAAUUGGAAUGCGAGAUAGAGUGUCGCGAAGAACUUCGAGCACGCAAAUGGAGGUGCGAAGGUCAUUGGCCAAUUUGGAGCUCUCAGACUCAGCUACACCAGUCUACUAUCAGAAACCCAAACCUGCAAGUGUGGAGGAUCAUCACCAUCGCAUUGUUGGAAGAACCGAUGGAGACGUCCAAGUGGAGGGGAGAAUUGAGGAGAAGACUAUUCAAGAGGUUCACACGCAAACGAAAGUUCAUACCCUAUGUUACAAUUGCCUGUAUGAUGUGUCUGCGCCCACGGAUGCUCCUGUGGAUGCUGUAUCUCCCGUAGGGCCCAUAAAAUUGAAAGUGCUUGGCACUUCGAGAGAGGCUCCUGCGCCUGGAGACGUAGACUUCAUGGCUUUAUACACCGCGAGAUGUGAAGAGCUUCGGAAAGCUGUGUCAGAUGCGAGGAACGAGCUGGAGAAUGUCAAGGAGGAGAGUCUGCGGAAAGUUAUAGAAGCCAAGUUGGAGGUUUCAGAGAGGAAAGUCUCGGAACUUUGGUCACAGUAUGCCACCGAGGAACAAAGAUGUCUUCAUCUGGUGAAUGCUGUGAAGGACAUCAAAGAAGGGUCCGUAGACUCUUUGGAUGUGGAAACGGACGAACUACAGCAGCGGAUUCCUAUUCCGGUGGAGGACAUGAAGCCCCAGCACAAUCACCGAUAUCCAAUGGAGGACAUGGACGAGUCGGACUUUAUUAGACAAUCCCUAGAUGAGGAAGCGGCACGGUACUUUGAGGAGUGCGCGAUCAUUGCAAACUUCGAUGCAAAUGUCAUAGAUGUAGACGACAUAUCCGUGAGUAGUGGCAGGGUGAGUGACGGCGAGACGACGGUGUGUGACGAUCUCAGACCAUCUUCGAGGAGACAAAGCUCGGAUAGUCAAGAGGUAGUGUCGAUAAGGAAGAAGGAGAUUAAACCCCUUGAUGAUGAGGGCAUGCUAUUGCCUUGGUUGGAUUGGGAACCGGAAGUCGAUCUCGGAAGGAAGGAGCGCAUUGAGAAAGCAGUAUGCGACUUUCGAGAAUGGAAGAGUGCAUGGGCUCAGAAGUCAGUGGAGUGGGGGAGGAGUUCUAAUCGGGAGCGAGGAAAAGAUGAAGGUGUCGUGAACGUUGACGAGUUCCUGUUUGAGAGGACCCGAUUGCAACCUCGCAUUUCACAAGGCAGGAUGCUCGUCUGCGGCGGAAAGCGGUGACUGAAUUGUGACUUUAUGAGAGAAGAACGGGAUGAAGAUGUAAAGCAAAAUUUCAUUCACGAAAUCCACUCCUGAAGGCUGGAGAGGAUGAUGUAGUUUAUGGCGGGUAAAGAGCAUGGAAUGGAUUACUUGAUUCGUUGGAACAUGUUGAACAUGACUACUUGGAUAUCAUUCUCAAGGAGAUGCAGAAUUGACGGCAAGAAUUGCCUGUUACAACCAGCAGCUAGAAGAAUAACUACGAGCUACGUUUGUUACCUUGAUCUUCCCUUGAUUCGUAAAAGUCAAAGUUUGUAAUGUAUUGUACCACUUUCUGGAUUGUCAUUUCACUUCAAUCUGAAUAGAGAGCUGUGGUUUCCAAAUCAUCUUGUAAUGGUCUUUUAUGGCCCAUAUAGAGGUUCACUGCUGUGCACUAUUUUGAUUCUCA
This is a messenger RNA of Physcomitrium patens, 3398 nucleotides long. RefSeq lists its product as uncharacterized. The record is from RefSeq and is a predicted model, not a curated record. Lineage: Eukaryota; Viridiplantae; Streptophyta; Bryopsida; Funariales; Funariaceae.